Messenger RNA from Etheostoma cragini (Arkansas darter), 857 nucleotides. RefSeq names its product complexin 4a (gene cplx4a). The record is from RefSeq and is a predicted model, not a curated record. Gene Ontology annotation, molecular function: syntaxin binding. The transcript has 3 exons. Lineage: Eukaryota; Metazoa; Chordata; Actinopteri; Perciformes; Percidae. The coding region runs from base 192 to 671 and encodes 159 amino acids. Gene Ontology annotation, biological process: synaptic vesicle exocytosis; regulation of neurotransmitter secretion; neurotransmitter transport. Gene Ontology annotation, cellular component: SNARE complex; terminal bouton.
UUUGUGUCUGUUGCUUGUCGUCAGUGUGUCCUUGGCUGCAUAGACAAGCAGCAGGUUAGCUAGAGAGCUACCACUGGAUUUGACAGCUAUAGGAAGCCGAACCGGAGGGCGCCAUUAGAAGAGCAGCAUAAUUUUCACCUACAAAAGAUUUUGUCACCUUCGCAGAGUGAACAGUCACACAACAACUUAAAAUGGCUUUCUUGAUCAAGAGCAUGAUUGGGAACCCCCUGUCAGGGAUCGGUCUGGGUGGUGGAGGUGACAAAGAAGAGGAGGCCGCCCCCACAGAUCCAGCCAAAGCAGCAGGGAUGACACGGGAGGAGUAUGAAGAGUACCAAAAACAGUUGGUGGAGGAGAAGAUGGAAAGAGAUGCAGAUUUCUUACACAAGAAGGCGGAGAGGGCAACUCUCAGAGUGUGCCUCAGAGAAAAAUACAGGCUGCCAAAGAGCGAGCAGGAUGAGAACAUGAUUGAGAUAGCCGGGGACGACGUGGACGUGCCCGAGGAGCUGCUCAAGAUGGUGGAUGAGGACGCCACGGAGGAGGAGGGCAAGGACUCCAUCAUGGGCCAGUUUCAAAACUUGCAGAACAUGGACAUGGACCAGCUUAAGGAGAAGGCCUCGGCCACCGUCACCGAGCUCAAGAGCAAAGCAGAGGAGAAGUGCUCCCUCAUGUGAACGGCCACAGGGGGGUCGUCUGUAUUUGAAUGAUAGAGAAGAAAAAGAGGAAGAGGAGAACACAAGAAAAUAAAUGGCGGAGAAUCUGCAGACUGAGCUGUGUUCAUAAGUCUGGGAUUCAGUUACAACCGCCUACAAAGUAUUUAAUUUUGUUAUAAUCACUAAAAAAGGCAAAUCAUCUCUGCA